AACUAACUGUUAGUUACUAAUUAACUUACUGACUAACUAACUAACUUAGUUACUAUAACUAACUGUUAGUUACUAAUUAACUUACUUACUAACUAACUACACUUGAAUCUUGAUAUAACGAGUGCUUGAUACAACGAACUGUAAACUCUCGUUACAAUGAGAAAUAUUUGUCAAAAAUGCACGAUUUACUGACCAAAGCUGAUUAUAGAGCCAUUAUUCAAUAAAUUACUGAAUUAUCAAAACUUAAAAUUACAAUAAAAAUCAAACGGUUGCUAAUUUUUGAAAACCCAUCAGAUGUUUUACUCUGCUCGGUGUUCUAUUAAAUCUCUUCGGAUUCCCGAAAAUUGGAAAACUGAUGGAAUAUAUCGAAUCGCAUUUAGAUAUAAUAUUGGAGGGGACUUUACAUGUAAAUUAGUAGCAAUUCCCGUAGGGGAUAAAAUAGUACUUAACUUUUCCUCUCGGUCCCUCUAUUGUAUAGUUCUUCAAACUUUAAAAUAUAUUAAUCCUCAUUCCAGUGAAAUCGGCGGAAAAUUUUGGAAUUUAAAGGAGUUUUCUUAUAGAUUAAAAAAUGAAAUACUGACACCGUUACGAGUGGAACUCCUUACUGCAUUCGGACUUCCAAGUCCAAGUCUUCUUGGAGUUCCGGAAGAAGUAAAAAGUUAUAUAUUUAAAAUGCUGGACUCUCGUAGCAAAAAAAGUUUAUUAUUAUGUUGUCCACGUUUCUCGAAUGUUUACACACGAAGAAGAUAACAUCAUUUGUGUUGAAUAUUGUCUGUACGUGUUUAAAUGAUAAUAUAAAACAAAAUAUAUUAUAUAUUUACCACAUUUUAUGUAUAUUGUAAAUUACAAUUUUAAUUUUUAAUUAUAAAAUCGACAAAAACAAUAAGGGCUUUCAUUAUCUAUACAUGUUUCUACAAUAAAUAUAUUU
This is a messenger RNA of Leptopilina heterotoma, 928 nucleotides long. Its product is annotated as F-box only protein 7-like. Gene Ontology annotation, biological process: positive regulation of autophagy of mitochondrion; autophagy of mitochondrion. Gene Ontology annotation, molecular function: protein kinase binding. The record is from RefSeq and is a predicted model, not a curated record. The transcript is spliced from 3 exons. Bases 295 to 750 code for a protein of 151 amino acids. NCBI's taxonomy places the organism in Eukaryota, Metazoa, Arthropoda, Insecta, Hymenoptera, Figitidae.